Paramecium sonneborni is the source of this 926-nucleotide messenger RNA. Lineage: Eukaryota; Ciliophora; Oligohymenophorea; Peniculida; Parameciidae. The record is from the annotation of a GenBank genome assembly.
AUGGAAUAAAAUACAAAGUCUAAUUAAGAAUAUGUAAUUAGAAUUGUUUAUUUUAGUUUAAGAAAUUGAAGUUAAUACAAAAGAAAAUGGAGGAUGUAAAAGCAGAUUAAAGUCCAAGUGUUAUAAAAUAUAUGAUGAGGAGAAAGAGUGCUGAAGAGAUUCAAGCUCCUUUACAUGAUGUUGAAUAUAAUAAAUAGCCAAAAAAGAAAAAGUUGUUAUUCUUUAAGACAUUCUAGAAAGUCACAAUAGAUCCUCAUAUAAAAUUAGAUGAAAUAAAUGAAGAGAAAUGGACAAUAAUGAAAAAUAAUUAUAAAUCACUUAUAGAGAAAUCUCGUUAAAGUCUAAUAAAAUCUACUGAAGGUGGUUAGAGUAUAAUGAAUAAUAAGGAACCACAUAAGAUGUAAUUCCUUACUAGAAGAUAGUCUAUUGAAUUUCGAUUACGUGAAAUAGCUACAGCUCCUAGUAAUCAUACAUCAGUAUCACCAUUAAAAUUAACUACAUAAUCUAAUGUUUAACCUUCUGUCGAUCCAACUUAUGCUCGAUUUAAAAAAUAUUAUUAAAAGAUAGGGAUUCCUUCAGAUAGUCCAGUCAAAUUGAAAUUAUAAAAAAUGAUGUCUACUCCUAUUGCUCCUUAAAAAAAGAAAGAUAAGAGUUCUCAUUCAACUAAUUCCUAAAAUCUUUCUCCAUCUCCACCUAAAUCUAAGAUAUUACAUAUUAAAGCUAAUAAUAGUCUUUAAUAUCUCAAAGAAAUUAGAGAAAUAUGUUCUAUAGCAUCUAAUUAUCAUGCUUAAGUUAAAUAAGAUGAAAAAAAUUAAAUUUAACAUGCCAGUUAAUAAGUUGGUUACAUUCAAGCUGAAUUUAAUAAAUUUCACAAUAUGUUAACUUCAGAUUUAGAGACUGUUGAUUUCAUUAUUGAUAAAAAAUGA